CCUUAAUGUAACCAGAACAUCCUCUAGUGUGUUUGAUUGAGACUACAUUUGAUUUUCCUAGUCUUCAUCUUCUUGUCUGAAUCAACAUGUCUUGCUGUGGAGGAAAGUGCGGUUGCGGUUCUGGCUGCAGUUGCGGCAGUUCCUGCAAUGGAUGCGGCAUGUACCCUGACUUGGGUUUCUCAGAGAAGGCCACCACUGAGACCAUAAUCAUUGGGGCUGCACCAGUGAGGACACACUUCGAGAGCUCUGAGAUGAGCUUUGGUGCUGAGAACGGUUGCAAAUGUGGCGAUAACUGCACCUGCGACCCUUGCAACUACAAAUGAAGAAAGACUCACAGCGUCCACAAGCAGCAGAUAUAUGGUCUUAUAUGAAUAAUUGGUUCGGUCUUUUAUGUCUAGUAGUUGAAGUUUGGUGGAAAUAAGAGAGUCAUGGCUUUCUUCAAAUCCUUAGUAAGGAUUUGUUGCUGUGUGUUCAUGACUAAAUGGGUGUCUUGUUUCAAUUAAGUAUCACUGCUUUGUGGAUGUUGAAGGAGUUGCUUUGCUUUGUAUUUCUGCAAUGGGAGAUUGAACUGUAACAGAAGACUAUAUGAUGAAUGAAUCUUCUCUCUGUUGUUGUGUUA
This is a messenger RNA of Tripterygium wilfordii, 619 nucleotides long. RefSeq names its product metallothionein-like protein type 2. The coding region runs from base 87 to 323 and encodes 78 amino acids. The transcript is spliced from 3 exons. NCBI's taxonomy places the organism in Eukaryota, Viridiplantae, Streptophyta, Magnoliopsida, Celastrales, Celastraceae. The record is from RefSeq and is a predicted model, not a curated record. Gene Ontology annotation, molecular function: metal ion binding.